Molecule: messenger RNA, 2457 nt
Organism: Conger conger (European conger)
Lineage: Eukaryota; Metazoa; Chordata; Actinopteri; Anguilliformes; Congridae
Exons: 5
Coding region: 509-1348 (279 amino acids)
Biological process (GO): bile acid and bile salt transport
Cellular component (GO): plasma membrane
Molecular function (GO): transmembrane transporter activity; protein heterodimerization activity
Source: RefSeq, a predicted model, not a curated record
ACUGAAGAACAGACCUUUUGUGAUGUGUGCGGUGUAUGUCUGUAAGCAGACAGCAUUUUAUUCUUGCCUAAUUAGCAUUCUAUCCUCGCCCAUUCAUCGUACAGCCCAUUAUUCCAAAUUCUUCGCCCAAAGCGUGGACAUUGCCUAGACUCUAGACUUUAAGUAUAGCCGCUUGAGAGCUUGGUUUAUUUAGAUUUCGGAGAAAACAUUCUACGGGGCAGGUAUAACAGUUGGGAUAUUAUCAUUGCAGCCGCACCAUAUGGACUACAUAUUCACAAUUAGGAUAUUAAAAGGUCGUUAGCCUAUACAUUUCUUGGAAAGCAAACUAGUAACGAGAACAGAUUCGCAUUCAUGAGUGGGAAGUAAAAUCGUUGGAGAAUCAGCAGCUGUGCUCCGCUCAGUUUCAGUUGUGUUUUGAAACUCUUUGAACUUUUUCCAACCAAUUUUGCUUCGAUUCGCCCUUGCAUUAGGGCGGUUGCCACGGGAUACACACGAACUUGCCUCUGUCAUGGAGAGAGGAGUUUGUAUUAUCACUGCGCUCGUUCUCAUUGUCCAGGAGGCAGUGGGGUUUAGCAUCAGGAACGAGCAGCUGGGCAGGUGUCUGCAGCCCCUGGAGGGUGGCGUGGUCUUGGAGGAGUGUGGGCCAGGCUCGGCCCCCCAGGAGUGGGAGUGGAGGCCCCACACCCGGGCCCUGGUCAACGUGCAGACGGGGGAGUGCCUGAGCGCCAAGCGGCCUCUGGAUCAGGAGGCCGUCCAUCUGGAUGCCUGCGCGGUGGGGUACGAGGAAGCCCAGGCCUGGGUCUGCUCCAAGAAGGGCCACCUGACGCGGCCGGGGGCGCACAGGCUGCACCUCAGCGCCCACCGCGACACCGAUAGCAUCGUCCUCGCCAGGGAGCGCGGCCGGGGGAGUGCUAUGACCGCCCCAAACCUGACUGAAAGUGCCUCAGAGGAAAAGCUCCCCUCCCUGUCCUCCUCCACCACAGACCCAAGCCCCGCCCGAGGACCAGGCCCAUCCGCUGCACCUUUUUUCAGCCUGGAGUACGGGCUGGGCUGGAAGGUGGCUAUGUUGGUUCUCAGCUCCUUGGCUCUUGUGAUUGGAGUGCUCGUCCUCCUCCUCAGCAUUCACUACAACAGGAAGAAGAAGGUGAUGUGCGUGGUGAAGUCGUACGUCCCGACCGGGGAGGUCAGCCAGCAGGGGUCCCCCGUGCCCAACGAGAGAGCCCCCCUCACCCGGCACCCCCUGCGGCCCCCCUCCUCCCCCUCCCUGCAGAGAGGGGAGAUCCUGAUCGAGUGGAAGGACGGCACCGUCACCCCGCUGUUCGACACCAACACGCUCCCCGCUGACUGAGGCAGCACUGCCAGUACCUCACACACUAAUCUGUGUAGAAAAACCUGUCCAUAGUUACAUCAGAACCAAAAAAUAACAAGUAUUCUAGUCUUAUAUUGAGACUUAAACUCUUAUUUCUUUUGUUAGAUAGGAUGAAAAUAUUGGCAAUGAGAUAGGACAGUUUGACUUCAUUGCUGGAAUGAGAAUGAAAUUAGAAAAUUUUACUUGUCAAGCAAAUCUCAUUUCAAGAUUUGCCAAUGGAAUAAGAAAAGUUCACUUGUCAAGCAAACAUUUAACUUAAAACAAAUAUUUUCUACUUGAGAGAUCAUAAAUAAGAUCUUAAGUCUUACAAGACUAAAAAGUUUGUUAACAGUCUUUUUUUGCAGUCUGUGGAGCAAAACACAUUAAUAGAGUUCUAUUCCUGCCCAAUUCUCAUUUUGUUAGUGCUAUCAAGGAGGCAUAUGUACCACGUCUUAAUUUAUUUCUCUUCAUCAGGUUUAUAAUCACAUUCAGGCUUGUGUCUGAGAAACAUUCCUACCUUUUUAAUUGCUGUUCUUUGCCGAAUAUUUUUUAAAAAUAAGGAAAUCUGUCUGUUGAAUUAUGAAAUGCCUCACCUUGAAAGUGACAAUAGAAUAUAAUGCAGUCAUUUUGUUUUAGCCUGAUAUGAAUUGAUUUUGCGUGCUGUAGUAUUAAAACCAUUGUUGUCAUUGGUAGGUGUGUGGAAUCUUCAGCAUAAUUAACCUUUAACUUUUUUCUUUUUUUUAACAGUGCUGAACAGAAAUAAUACCUGUCUCUCCUGCCUACUUGAGUUAAGAUGCAAAACAAAAAAAUAAUGUAGAAUUAAACUGGGAAUGCCCUAACUGAGAAAUGUACAUGUUUCUGUUAAGUAAAAAUUAAUAGUAAUAUGAAACAAUAUAUUUUUUAAAUAAUGUUGAUAGUGUUGGAACUACUACAGUCGGCUAAAAUUCAAAGAUUUAAUACAAUUAUUUUUAAUAAUAUGAUGUUGUUACAUUUAAAAUUUAUAUUUCUAUAUGGUUAUUUCUGUUGUACAAAUGAGUUUUUUUACGGUUUGGCAGUGACCCUGUCUUUCAUACCGCUUUGCUAAAAUAAUAAAAUACUUUUCUAAUGUA